CGACCCUAACAAGAACUCGGGGGCGUUGUUUUAGCAUGAUUGGCAAGCGAGUCAGAUAACGAAUGCCACUCCGUUUAACGUAACAUUUCAGUUUGACUUGUUGAAAAGUCGAGCUAUGAGACCAAGAAUCAAACAUGUGGUAGGGAUGGCUAAUUUAGAAAUAAGCUUACCUACCACCUUCCACCACCAAACGUUCCAAAUCAUUUACCAAACCCAAAUCAACGCAUUAAUUUCUUUAGCCUCUUCAGAUUCUAAAUUUUUAAAUAAGAUUUUAAUAUAUAUAUUCACCAAAAUCGAAGAAACAAAAUAACAAACGCAUUAAUUUCUUCUAUUCUUACUUCUUAGUCCAACAUUCAUUAAUUCGAACCUCCCAAGUCUUGUUAUUUCACCAACACCUUGCUUUCUGAUUCACCAAGUAAGUUCAAGAUUCAAUCUUUUGCCCAUCACUCCUUAUACACCAUUAAUUUUCUGAUUCAAAUGUCUAUAAUCUUUAUCAAGAUUUAGCAACUGGAUCUACAGGUUGUUCGAAGCUUGGAUUAGUUAGUCGAUAAAAUGGCAACUAACCCAGAUGAAGAGGUCGUUCUUACCGAAAACAAAGGGAAUGUGAGAUUGAUCACCUUGAAUCAACCAAAAAAAUUAAAUGUCAUUUCACCAAAAGUGGUUUAUUUAUUGGCAGAAAACUUGGAGAAAUGGGAAAAAGAUGACGAUGUAAAGCUAGUGAUAAUUAAGGGUGCAGGUCGUGCAUUCUCAGCAGGUGGUGAUUUAAAAGUGUUCUAUACUGGCAAAACAACAAAGGAUUAUUGCCUUGAAGUGGUAUAUAGAUUUUAUUGGCUUUGCUACCACAUCCACACCUACAAGAAACCACAGGUCGCUCUUGUUCAUGGAAUUUCAAUGGGUGGAGGAGCAUCACUUAUGGUUCCAAUGAAGUUUUCAGUUGUCACUGAAAAAACCGUUUUUGCCAUGCCUGAAGCUAGUAUUGGGUUUCAUACUGAUUGUGGCUUUUCCUAUAUUCUCUCACAUCUUCCUGGACAUUUGGGUGAAUAUAUGGCGUUAACAGGGACACGAUUAAGUGGCAAGGAACUUCUGACAGCUGGAUUAGCGACACAUUUUGUUCCUUUAGAUAAAUUGUCGAUGUUAGAAAGCAAUUUGGUGAACUUAAAUUCGGGUGAUGAGAAUGCUGUGAAAUCUGCCAUUGAAGAAUUCUCUACAAGUGUCGAUAUUAGUGAAGAAAGUGUUUUAAACAAACAAUCGAUAAUCGACGAGUGUUUUUCAAAGGAUUCAGUGGAAGAGAUUCUAGAAUCAUUUGAAGCAGAGUCUACAAAGGAAGGAAACGAAUGGAUUACACCUGUGCUUAAAGGCUUAAAACAAUCGUCUCCUAUUGGUUUAAAGAUAAAUCUGCGAUCGAUUCGUGAAGGGAGGAAGCAAACACUAUUGGAAUGCUUGAAGAAAGAAUUUAGACUCACAAUCAAUAUACUCAGAGCCACUAUUUCAGGCGACAUUUAUGAGGGUAUCCGAGCUCUUACAAUUGAAAAAGAUAACUCUCCAAAGUGGGACCCACCAACUCUUAAGGAAGUGGAUAGCGAGAAACUGGAUCUUCUUUUUAAGCCAUUUGGAGAAGGUUUGGAGCUCAAUGUUCCUGAAAACGAAGAACAAAGGUGGAGUGGCAAGUAUGAGGAUUCCCUUUAUGCAUGAUGAUAAAUAUGGUUCCCCCUUUUUGGGGUUGCUAGAUUCGUGUAUUUAGCAAUAAAGAACGGAAAUAAAAUGAUUUAUGGGAAUAUUUAGUGGUUUGUAAUGUUUAAGAAAAGUACCAACUACAAUUAUCAAUAAAGAAGGAUUGCUUUUCAAACUGCUCUAAAUGGAGAUGCCUGU
Messenger RNA from Lactuca virosa, 1869 nucleotides. The record is from the annotation of a GenBank genome assembly. NCBI's taxonomy places the organism in Eukaryota, Viridiplantae, Streptophyta, Magnoliopsida, Asterales, Asteraceae.